Ochotona curzoniae (black-lipped pika) is the source of this 1218-nucleotide messenger RNA. RefSeq names its product interleukin 1 receptor associated kinase 1 binding protein 1 (gene IRAK1BP1). NCBI's taxonomy places the organism in Eukaryota, Metazoa, Chordata, Mammalia, Lagomorpha, Ochotonidae. Bases 1 to 780 code for a protein of 259 amino acids. Gene Ontology annotation, biological process: immune response; canonical NF-kappaB signal transduction. The record is from RefSeq and is a predicted model, not a curated record. The transcript has 4 exons.
AUGUCGCUACUACAGGCCCCUCAGUCUCGAGUGUUCGUUGAACUGGUUCCUUGGUCUGACCGGGGCCGGGAAAAUGUGGUGUCAGGAGGAGACACAUUGCCGGGCAUUCGCCGCCCCCUCUCCUCGGCAGAGACUCACACUGCGACCCGCGAGGUGCACGUGAGUGGCACUGCAGAGGUGACUGCGAGCCCCGACCGAGCCCAGGUGGCGAUAAGAGUGAGCAGCACCAAGGAGGCUGCGGCCGAAGCCAAGAGGAGCGUUUGUCGACGCCUGGACUACAUCACACAGAGUCUGCAGCAGCGGGGUCUGCAGACAGCAAAUGUAACUGUGACAAAGGAUUUUAGAAGAGUAGAAAAUGCUUAUCACAUGGAAGCAGAGGUCUGCAUUACAUUUACUGAAUUUGAAAAGAUGCAAAAUAUUUGUAACUUUCUUGUAGAAAAGCUAGAUAGUUCUGUUGUCAUCAGCCCACCCCAGUUCUAUCAUACUCCAGAUUCUGUGGAGAAUCUUCGACGGCAAGCGUGUCUCGUUGCUGUUGAGAAUGCAAGGCGUAAAGCUCAGCAAGUCUGUGACCUUGUUGGCCAAACCCUAGGAAAACCUUUACUCAUCAAAGAAGAAGAAACAAAAGAAUGGGAAGGCCAGCCGGAUGAUCACCAGGCAGCUAGGCUGUCAAGCUCACUAACAACACAACAAAGAAUCAAAAAUACAACAAUACAUGCUGCUUCAAAGGUAUUUGUGACUUUCGAGGUAAAAGGAAAAGAGAAGAAAAGAAAGUAUCUUUGAAAUAUCAAAAUAUGUUGUGUUUGUGUUUUUUAUCUGUUUUUGUACUCUAAGUUGUUUUAUCCAAUUUAUGUAAACAUUAUGUACUAAACUUUCCAGAAAAUAUAGUACAUUUUUGAAUACAGUCCCACAGAAUACUUAGGAUUACUUUCCAUUUCUACAUAUGUACACAUAUCCUUGGGAAUAAUAUGUGCAUGCUUAUGCACUGACAGUUCAUACAAGUGCGUGUGUAAUAGAUCUAGAAUAGGUAGAAAUUUUGAAAUGUUUAUUUCAUAAUUCUGAUUUUUAAGCUGAUAUUUUUCUAGCUAUGCUUUUAUAUGAAACCAAGUUGUUUAUAAAAACUAUAUUUAUUUAAACAAGUUAAAUUCUGAAAGUUGUAAGACAAAAAUGUUUGAAAAUGAUAAAGAAUUCUUACAUUCCAAUAAAUUUAAUUUCAUCAUA